AUGUACGGUAACGUAGGUCUUUCCACACCUCGUGGAUCUGGAACGAACGGUUAUGUCGUUCGUAAUCUUUCAUAUAUCAAGACACGUAAAGACAAUGUUCAAUAUGAGUCAUUAGAUGAGAUCAAAUCCAAAUCCUCCUCACUCUUGAACCGUAAGCCGAAUAAAGAUAUUUUAAAGCAUGAGAAGAAGAGACAAAUUGAAAUUAAGUGUAUUGAUUUACGACAGCAACUUGAAGAGGAUGGACAAACUGAAGAAGAAAUUGAAGGACGAGUAAAUGCUUUUCGUAAUGCAUUGCUUUCGGCGGUCGAUGUUAUUAAAGAUGACAAAAGCAUACAAGAACAUCAAGUACAUCAACUUAGCCAGGCAAAGGCUGUUGAAAAUGAAAAGAUGAUGAAAGCCUUAGGUAUUAAAUCAAAUAAUUAUGUGGAAGGUGCUUCUUUUGAUCGUGAAUUACAGGCACAAAAAAAGCUUGAACGUGCUACACAAAGAGAGAAAGAAAUAGAAGAACGUCAAAAAAGGAAAGAAGUAGAAGAACGUCAAAAAAGGAAAGAAGUAGAAGAACGUCAAAAAAGAAAAGAAGUUGAAGAACGUCAAAAAAGGAAAGAAGUAGAUGAACGUCAAAAAAGGAAAGAAGUAGAUGAACGUCAAAAAAGGAAAGAAGUAGAUGAACGUCAAAAAAGGAAAGAAGUAGAUGAACGUCAAAAAAGAAAAGCGGAACGUGAUCAAGAGAUUAGAGACCAUGAAAAAAAACAUAGAAAGAGGUCUAAAUUGAAGGAUUGA
Molecule: messenger RNA, 780 nt
Organism: Cetraspora pellucida
Lineage: Eukaryota; Fungi; Glomeromycota; Glomeromycetes; Diversisporales; Gigasporaceae
Source: the annotation of a GenBank genome assembly